This is a messenger RNA of Carassius auratus (goldfish), 768 nucleotides long. RefSeq lists its product as uncharacterized. Bases 1 to 768 code for a protein of 255 amino acids. The record is from RefSeq and is a predicted model, not a curated record. Gene Ontology annotation, molecular function: protein tyrosine kinase binding; MHC class II protein binding. Gene Ontology annotation, biological process: interleukin-15-mediated signaling pathway; positive regulation of ERK1 and ERK2 cascade; T cell activation. Gene Ontology annotation, cellular component: external side of plasma membrane; membrane raft. The transcript is spliced from 5 exons. NCBI's taxonomy places the organism in Eukaryota, Metazoa, Chordata, Actinopteri, Cypriniformes, Cyprinidae.
AUGGCAGUUGAGUAUCAGUUGCACAGGGAGCAAAACUCGGACAUCUGUAUCAGUGGAGUGAAUAAGACUCAUGUGUUCAUCAGUUCUGGUGAAGAUGUCCGUCUGCCCUGUAAUAAUACUCUUCAUGACUGUAAAUCAACUACAUGGCUCUAUAAUAACAGAUUCAGAGAUUCAGCAGCAGUUGAACUGAUUAAAUUAGGGGAAAUUAAUAAAGACAAAGACAAAGACACAGAGAGUCAUGAGAGACUGAGUCUGGGGUCUGACAGCUCUCUGAACAUCAGGAACAUCUCAACAGAAGAUUAUGGAUCUUACAUCUGCAGACAAUAUGUGAAUUACAGACAACAAGGACCUGAUGCUGGUGUUUAUCUGCAUGUUCUUCAUGUCUCAUCCUCACACACUGAGAUCAGUGCAGGUCUCUCUGUGACUCUCUUCUGUCGGCUGUAUUCAUAUCCUCAAGUCUCUUGUGAUGAUUCGGGUCGUUCUGAGAGAAUUCAUCUGUUCUGGGUGAAUCAGGCUGGUGUUAAACUGAAUAUAUCAGACUCCAGAUAUCAGAUAUCAUCCUCAUCAGAUCACUGUAUCAUCUCUCUGAAUAAAACACUCCUGAAUGAAGAUCACAACAGAGAGUGGAGAUGUGAAGUUACUCAGGGAGAUCAAGUCAAGACCUCAGUCACAUACACUGUCAAGAGUUCAGACUCUGAGUUGGUACUUCCACCUAUGUCAUGGCUGAGGAAGAAGAUGCACAGGCGCAUCACAAAGUUACCUGUGUAA